Lycium barbarum (goji berry) is the source of this 3218-nucleotide messenger RNA. Its product is annotated as scarecrow-like protein 21. Gene Ontology annotation, cellular component: nucleus. Lineage: Eukaryota; Viridiplantae; Streptophyta; Magnoliopsida; Solanales; Solanaceae. The coding region runs from base 1352 to 2938 and encodes 528 amino acids. Gene Ontology annotation, molecular function: sequence-specific DNA binding; DNA-binding transcription factor activity. Gene Ontology annotation, biological process: regulation of DNA-templated transcription. The transcript has 2 exons. The record is from RefSeq and is a predicted model, not a curated record.
AACAAAAACAAAAAAAAACUUUUUGAGUAAUCUUUUGAAUUAAUUCUAUGUUGUUCAUGUUACUUUUUUUUUCUCUCUUUUAAUGGGUGUUAUAUACUAUGGUUUUCUUGGAAAUUUAGUCCUACUGGAAAAUGUUAUGGACUUUUAUUUUUUUAUUAGUCUAAGUUGUGGUUAAUGUGUGUUUAGCAGAAGACAAAAAGCUUCUAACUUUCAUAAUUCUUCAAAGAACAUUUUUUUGAGAAAUCUUUUGAAUUAAUUCUUUGAUGUUCUUGUUACCAUUUUUUUAAUGUUUUUUCUUUAUAGGGUGUUAUAUACUCUAGUUUUCUUGGAAAUCUAGUCCUGCUGAGAAGUGUUCUAUUUUCAGUGGACUUUUGAUUUUUUAUUAGUCUAAGUUGUGUUUAAUGUGUGUUUAGCUAAAACAAAAAGGUUCUAACUUUAAUCUAAACUUUUCAAAAUAACAUCUUUUGAUACUGUCUGAAUUAAUUCUAUGAUGUUUUUGUUACCCUUUUUCUGUUUUUUUCUUUCUUUAUUGGGUGUUAUAUACUCUGGUUUUCUUGGAAAACUAGUCCUUCUGGGAAGUGUUUGAUUUUCUAUGAACUUAUGUUUUUUUAUUAGUCUAAGAUGUGUUUAAUGUGUGUUUAGCAGAAGACAAAAAGGUUCUAAGUUUCAUCUAAACUCUGCAAAAAUACUUUUUUUUUUUUUUGGGAUUCUUUUGAAGGUUCCUGAUACUAGCUAAAUUAAUUCUAUGAUGUUCUUGUUACCAUUUUCUGUUUUUUUCCCCCCUUUAUUGGGUAGUAUUAUGUACUCUGGUUUUCUUGGAAAAUUAGUCCUAGUGGGAAGUGUUUGCUCUGAGCUGUUUCCAUUUACUGUUGACCUAUGGUCUGUUUAAUGUGUGUUUAGCAGAAGACAAAAAAGGUUCUAACUUUCAUCUGAAUUCCCCCCCUCCCCCCCCCCCCCCCCCCCCAAAAAAAAAAAAAAAAUCUUUUGAAGGUUCCUGAUACAUUUUUUGAUGAUAAGGGAACCCGCAGCGCUACCUUUGGGUGCGCAAGGGUAAAUCCCGCUCCAGUGCAAUAGCCCGUAAACCACAUAGGAGAGACAAAGGUUCCUGAAUUAAUUCUUUUGAGCCGAGGGUCUAUCGGAAACAGCCUCUCUAUAAAGGUAGAUGUAAGGUCUGCGUAUGUCUUACCCUCCCUAGACCCCACUUGUGGAAUUACACUAGAUUGUUGGUUCUAACAAUUUGAUCGGCAGUGCACUCGAGUUAUCCAAUUUAGUGAAACACAUUCACUGAUCACUACUCUUAUUGACUUGACCCACCCAAAUUCGACUCAACCCGCCCAUUUGCCACCCCUAGAUGCAAGCAUCUCAGGGACCACGAAGGUCGGGCAGUGUACCUAGAUUGUACCAUCAGCCAAUGCAGCAAGUUCAGCAAUAUUACACCCCUUUCCGUGCUCUUGACGACAACAUUUAUAACGAUAGUAGCAGCUUCGGGACACAGAUUUCUUUUCAAGCACAGAAUGAACAGUUCUUCACUAUUGACUCAUUUUCGCCUCCUUCCAUGAGCUUCUCUCCUUUUUCUCCUCAAUGUUCUCAAUCAUACAUGUCUGAUCCACAUCGUUCCUAUGACAACACUUGUGGUUCACCGGUAAGUGGUUAUUCAGGAGUUGAUGAUGGAACCCGAAAGAACCAUGUGCUGAUGGAACUUAAGAAUACGUUGCAAUGGCCUGAAUCCGAUAUUGAUGACAGCGGAAGUUGCUCCUUCAAUGGUGUAGCCUCGAGACCUUCAAGGCGGAAUCAAGUAUCGGACAUAGCCUCGAGAUUGGACUUGAAAGAGCUACUCGUUGCGUGUGCCGAAGCAGUAUCUGAAGCUGAUAUCUCGACUGCAGAAGUUCUGAUGAAUGUGUUGGAGCCAAGGGUAUCGGUUUCUGGGGUACCUAUGCAACGGCUGAGUGCAUACAUGUUGGAAGGUCUAAGAGCACGAUUAUUAUCCUCGGGGAGUAUUAUAUACAAAAAACUGAAGUGCAACGAACCAACAAGCUCGGAAUUGAUGUCUAACAUGCAAGUUCUCUAUCACAUAUGUCCUUACUACAAGUUCGCUUAUAUGUCCUCCAAUGUAGUUAUCUGUGAAGCCAUGAAGAACGAGAACAGAAUCCAUAUCAUUGAUUUUCAAAUUGCACAGGGAACUCAAUGGAUGUUGCUCAUCCACGAACUUGCUCGUCGGUCUGGUGGACCGCCAUUUGUCCGCAUCACAGGCAUCGAUGAUUCCCAAUCAGCUCAUGCACGGGGCGGAGGACUAAAGCUAGUUGGCGAAAAGUUAGCAAGCGUUGCCGAGUCAUGCGGAGUGCCUUUUGAAUUCCAUGGUGCUGCGUUGUCGGGCUGUGAGGUCAAAAUAGAAAACCUACGAGUUAGACAUGGAGAAGCUUUGGCAGUUAACUUCCCUUACAUGUUGCACCACAUGCCAGACGAGAGUGUAAGCACCAUGAACCAUCGAGACCGCCUAUUAAGAUUAGUCAAGAGCUUGUCUCCCAAAAUUGUGGCCCUAGUUGAACAAGAAUCGAACACCAACACUGCCCCUUUCCUUCUAAGGUUCCGUGAAACUCUAGAUUACUAUACAGCAAUGUUCGAGUCAAUUGAUGUUGCCCGUCCGAGGGAUGACAUGCAGCGGAUCAAUGCCGAGGAGCAUUGCAUUGCACGGGAUGUUGUCAAUAUAGUAGCAUGUGAAGGGGCUGAUAGAGUGGAAAGGCAUGAACCUUUUGGCAAGUGGAGGUCAAGACUUUUGAUGGCUGGAUUUACUCCAUGCCCGUUGAGUCCAUCGGUUGGUGAGACCAUCAAGGACAUGUUGAAGGGUUAUAGCUCGAAUUAUAGGCUUGCCGAGAGCCAGGGGGCGAUUUAUCUUGGAUGGAAGAACAGAGCUUUAGCAACUUCGUCUGCUUGGCAAUGACCUCUUUGCCUUCGCAAUCUUGAUAUUAGCUUUCGGAAGAAUAGAAGAGUGUUUCUUUGAUUUUUUUUUUUCUUUUUCACAGAGGUAAGUUUCUGAAAUCUUACUUGUACAUCCUAGUGUAGGAAUUAGCAGAGGAAACAGUAAGCUCUAGAGUAGACACCAUCAACUCAACUGUUGAUCAAAAAUGGAAAUAGCAGAGAAGAUUUUGUAGCAAUUGUCACUUUUACCAAACUUACCAGCUUACUUAAUGAUAAAUCUGUUCUGUGCCUCCUCUCAGUAA